Brassica rapa (field mustard) is the source of this 6132-nucleotide messenger RNA. RefSeq lists its product as uncharacterized. NCBI's taxonomy places the organism in Eukaryota, Viridiplantae, Streptophyta, Magnoliopsida, Brassicales, Brassicaceae. The record is from RefSeq and is a predicted model, not a curated record.
ACAUUGAUUUUUUGAUUUUUUUAUUCUAAAAUGAUUGCGAAUAAACAAGAGCGAUCGUUUGAUUUAUAUGCGCACGCCAAUUUAUUACAUAAUAGUAACUGAUUUCUUAGUUAUUUAAUAUAUAGUUAUUAAUUUAUUAUUUCAUAAUAUGCAGAAAACAUAAAAUAAGUAAUAGAUAUAAAAUAUUUUUUCUGCACAAGGCACAGAUCUUAACUUAAGUAUGUAUCUCUUUAAUAAUUUCAAAUCUUAAUCAUUUUCAAAAUCUCAUGCCAAAAUAAAAUAAUGAAAUGAGAAUGAACUCAAAAACCAAUAUUUAUAUCGAGCAAUAACCAAAAUAAAAAACGACACAAAAAUGAGAAAAAUAAUGAAGACAUAGGAUUGACACGUGAACGUAAACUUUCAUAACAAUAAUUAACUUUUAAAUUGCUAAAUCAUGAUAUAAAACCGAGCUGACAUAGUUUCAUUGUAACCAAAUAGUAGGCCUGAGAUUCUUCGGCAUAAACGUUAGGUUCUUAUGCGAUAAGUGAUUUUUUUACCUAAAAUAUUUUUAAAAAUGAGAUCAGCUCAACAGUAAACAAAUUAUGUAAUUAACAAAAAGUUUUUAAAAAAUGGUUUAAGAGCAAAAAAUAUUAAUUAGAAUAUAAAUUUUAUUUUUUCAUACGAUAUUUCUUAAAUAAUUUUCAUAAAAAGUCACCAUGCGCAAUGGGCAGGUCUUAUCCUAGUAUAUAACUAUUUUUAGUCUAAUAUGUCAAAAUCGAUUAAAUGGGCUUGAUUUGUCAUCAAUUGAUACAUUAAUGAUUGAAAGAUUUUAUUACAUGAUUUAAUGAAUGAUUUUACAAGAAAAAUAUAUUUUAAUGCUUUAAAUGUAAUGUUUUAUAAAAUUUGAUAAAAUCUAUUGUUAUGAAAAUUUUAUUUUUAAUUAACUAUUUGGUAAUUUUGGAUAAAAUAUUAAGCGCAUAGUUUUAAAUGUAGCUUAAGAAAAUAUAAAAUGUUAGAAAAGCACAUAACUCAAGUCAAGUAAAAUGAUUUCAAUUUUUUGGUGUUAAUGAUCUAAGUUUUCUAUAUUAUAAUUAUAUGUAUAUGUGACAUAAGCUGGUUCCUAGAAAAAAGAAAAGAAAUAAACGCAAAGUAUGAUAAGAAAAUAACUAGACUCCAAUAAUAAUGUGUAGAGCAUCUUUUAAAACACGAUAAGAAUAGUUUUUUUUAGUUGAUUACACUAAGGGACACUUUUUAAUUUUCUAUUACAUUUAGAGACACUUCUUACAUGUGACAUAUUUUGGUGUGCGCCAGCGACAGACUGUGGACAAUUUUAUCCUAGAUUAGAACAAUAAAACAAUGAAGAAUACGUUGUUGGACAGUUUCAUAGGUGCUUAAGUCCUCCUAGAGGUCUUAUACACGCAGUAUUGAAUAGGUUAUGGGGUAGGGAAUGUAGGAUCACUUGCAAGAAGUUAGGAGAUUCAUCGUUUUUUUUAUAUCCCUCAUGAAAAUACUCGUAAAUGGGUUAUUCAAUGGGGCGUGUGACAUGUUGAUGAUUGUCUACUCUUUGUGGCACCUUGGACUUCUGACAACUCUUUAAAGUACCAGAGAUCUCUACCUUACGAGUAUGGGUAAAUCUUAAAAAUAUUUCAGACUCUUGUUUCUCUAGGCUAAGCAUCAGGCACAUAGCAUCAGGUUUAAGAGAGCCGAUGCUUACACACAAACUUUUUUUAGAUCCAACAAAUAUGGGGGAAGCAAGAAUAUUAGUUGAAGUGGAGCUGGAUAAACUGUUCCCAAAGUUUGAUAUCCAUUUUUUACUUCAAAUUGACACGGAUAACGAUAAAAUCCAUCCCUAGUUGUAUCUUCUCGAAAAGAAAAGUUAAUAUAUAGAGUUUGAAUGUGAGGCAGAACUAUUGCAGGAAAAAUGCAGGAUAAGUUGGAAUGUAGAGGGGAAUGCAAAUAGGCUUUGAAUGUAGUGCAGAUCCAAAUAAUACAGAUAAAAAAUAAAAAACUAACCAAACAUGAUAAAUACAGAUUAGUAGUUUGCAGAUUAAAUGCAUAUCAAUUGUCCAGCCGUUUUUUCUUCUUAUUUACAGAUCAAAUAAUUUAUGACUAACAUUGAUUUGGAUGCAGUUUACUUAUUAUUUUAAUAUAUAUUUUUGUUUUGCAUAUUGUAAGGUGAAUGGCAAAAAAAAUGCAGUACAAUCUGCAUCAUAAAAAACUGCAUUUUGGUAUGCAUUUGUCAUGUGUCUCAUUCAAACGCAUAGUAUCCAUUCAACCAUGAAAAUGCAGAACCAAAGAUAAAUAAUAAAAAAAUAUAAACUGUAUGCAUGACCUUUUUCUGUGUAAUUUGGUUUGUCCCGCAGGUAAGAGGGGGGCCAAAUGCAUGGGCUUCUUUUUUCUUUCUAAUAAUACAGUUUCGUCUAUAAAUUAAAAACUUUUUUCAUUUUUUAUUUACAUUCACAAGUUAAAAAUCUGCCUAAGAAGUAAGUUUUUGUAGUUUUCCCGUUUUUAUAUAUAUUAAUUAUCCCAAAUAUGUUUUUUUCUAUAAUGUUGAAAUGACAUUUUUAUCUUGUGAUUAAUUGUUUCUAUAUAUUUUUCAGGUUUCUCAUAUAUCAACGUGCAUUAAAAAUAUGAAAUCAGGGUAAUUUUUUCUCUUUGAUGAAUUAUGAAAAUUUUAUUAUCUUUAAAACACUAAAAUUUAUAUUCAAUAAUACUAGUAGAAAAAUUACCAAUUCUCUACAAAUAUAGUAUUACACAUACAUGCUUUUAUGUUCUAAUUAAUUAAUUUUCAUUUUAUGUAAAUUAUUUUACUAAAUCCAUGCCUGUAAUUAACAAUCAUCUAAUAUUUACAUAUAUUAGUACAUUAAAAUAUUUUUUAUAACCAAUUAAUAUUUUUUAAACAGUGAAAUAAUAAUAUAUAUUUUCAUUCUUUUAUAUAUUAAAAUAUCUGCAGUUUUUUUUUAUCUUGUGUAUAGUUAGUUCUAUAUUUUAAAGUUGUUUUACAUAUCUAUAUUCAUUAAAAACAAUUAAAAAAUUAAUGUAGUUUUUUAACUAAUGUUAUUGUAACAUUCUGAGUUGUGAUAUAUGAAAACACUUAAGAGAAUUGAUUUAGCUAUCUACAUCACCAAAGGUGACUUGCUUUUUCCAUCAGAGUUCUGUUUAGAACUCCAGAGUUAAGCGUGCUUGAGGUGGAGUAAUGGAAGGACGGGUGACUUAUCGAGAAGUGAUUCGCGAUGCCGUAUGAAUGAGGCCAAAGCACGGAGAAAAGUCAUGUGGUGAUUGCAAGGUCAGUAAACAUGACUUUCGGACCUUGGAAAAAUUAACACACUCGUUGGAACGGGAUGGAGCCUAUAGGCCGAGAGUGCGGGUGUGGGUGGUCCAUUAGUCGUGGGCGGUCGGAGCGUUACAAGUGGUAUCAGACCUGGUUAGCCAUCUCGGUUUUGAUUCGAGAAGCAUCUUUAGACCUGGCGUAGGGCACAACGAGGACGUUGCAUUAUUUGAGAGAUAGUAAAUUGUAACAUCCCGAGUUGCGAUAAAUGGAAAGACUUAAGAGAAUUGAUUUGGCUACUUAUGUUACCAAAAUUGACUUACCUUAUAUGUCACACAUCCAUUUAGAAUUCUAUAGUUAAGUGUGUUUGAAUUGGAGUAGUAGAAGGAUGAGUAACAUAUUGGGUUGAUUUAAAGCACAGAAAAAAUCAUGUGAUGACUGCCGGGUCGGUUAGUAAACAUAAUUUUUAACCUUUGGAAAAAUUAACACACUAAUUGACUGUUAGAAUAGAAUGGGGUUCAUGAACGAGGAACAGACGUGGAUGGUCCGUAGACAGGCAGCGCGUUCUUUCAUUUUCGUCUUUCACGGAUUCAAAAAUCUGCAGUAUUAAAAAAAAGAAGUAAUUGCGUGACAAGAGCAACACGUGACACGUAGAUCUGGCCAAUGUGAUCCAUGACGGAAGCUUAACAUUUGACCGCUUCGCACAUAGUAAAUCAUUGAAUUUUCCCAUUUUUACACAAACAUUUAACAUUUAACAUUUAACAUUUAACAUUGAACAUUACUUCUUCUUCUUCACCUACAGAAAGUUUUUAACAGAAACACCAAAGAAAAAAGUUAGAAUCAGAAAAAAAAAAAUUUAUUCAUAAUAACAAUAACAACAACAACAAAUCCCAUUUUUACCUUUAUCAUCUAUUUUUAUUUCCAUCUUUUGGUUUCUUGAGUUUCUACUUGUAUUCUCUCAACCUCAGCACUCUCUCUCUCUCUCUCUACCCUGAGAGACACCAAAAAAAAACUCGCAAACUUUUUUCUUGAGCUUUUCCUCGUAUGGUAUCUAAAUCUUAUUUCCAUUAAAACAAUUUAUUACAGGGAGAAAACCAAAACCCACUUUUCGACCUUCUGUCUUUCUUUUUCAAGAAAAAGAUUGAAUGAAAGGAAACCAAAAAGACUCGUCGGGUGUAUCCAUGAUCCGACCGGGUGGAAAACUAAUGAUCUGGCUCAUCCUCUUCAUCUCCGUCACUUACAUCAUCUACACUCUCAAAAUCGUCUCCACUUCACGCCCUUGCCAAUAUCUUACCUUCUCCGAGACCAUUCUCCAACAAAGGCCACAGAAAAAGGCGACUACGACUGCGUCUGCGGCUGAGGCGGUUGCAGGGGAGCACGAAGCGACGGAUCUAAACCACGUGGUGUUCGGUAUCGCCGCGUCGUCGAAGCUGUGGAAAAAGAGGAAAGAGUAUAUCAAGAUUUGGUACAAACCCAAGAAGAUGAGAGGCUACGUGUGGUUAGACAAGGAGGUAACCGACGCCGGAGAUCAAGAAAACCUCCCGCCGAUUAGAAUCUCCGGCGACACGUCGUCGUUUCCUUACGCCAACAAGAAAGGAAGCAGAUCGGCGAUACGACUCUCGAGGAUCAUCUCCGAGACGCUGAAGCACCUUGAUUCUGAUUCGAGGAAGAGCGUGAGGUGGUUCGUGAUGGGCGAUGACGACACUGUCUUCGUCACCGAUAAUCUGAUUAGGGUUCUGAGGAAGUACGACCACGGGCAGAUGUAUUACAUUGGGAGCUUGUCGGAAUCUCAUUUGCAGAACAUUUUCUUUUCUUAUGGAAUGGCUUACGGUGGAGGAGGUUUCGCUAUUAGCUAUCCGUUGGCUGUGGCUUUGAGCAAGAUUCAGGAUCGGUGUAUACAGAGGUAUCCGGCUUUGUACGGUUCCGAUGAUCGUAUACAAGCUUGUAUGGCUGAGCUUGGAGUUCCAUUGACCAAGGAGCAAGGUUUUCAUCAAUACGACGUUCAUGGGAACUUAUUCGGCCUCCUCGCUGCCCACCCAGUAACACCAUUCGUAUCAAUGCACCAUCUCGACGUGGUGGAACCCAUCUUCCCAAACAUGACCCGCGUUCGCUCCAUCAAGAAACUAACCACACCGAUGAAGCUCGACUCGGCCGGAGUACUCCAGCAAUCAAUAUGCUACGACAAGUACAAGAGCUGGACGGUUUCAGUGUCAUGGGGAUACGCGGUCCAGGUGUUUCGCGGAUCGUUCUCUCCGCGAGAAAUGGAAAUGCCUUCUAGAACUUUCUUGAAUUGGUACAAAAAAGCAGAUUACACCGCCUAUGCAUUCAAUACAAGGCCAGUGAGUCGCAAUCCAUGCCAAAAGCCGUUCGUUUUCUACAUGUCGGGUGCGAAAUUUGACAAGCAAUUGAACACUACGGUUAGUGAAUACACGAGGCAUAGGGUUCCGCAUCCGGCUUGUCGGUGGGAGAUGACUAACCCGGGGGAGAUCAACACUAUAGUAGUCUACAAAAAACCGGACCCUCACCUAUGGGACAGGUCACCGAGAAGGAAUUGUUGCAGGGUAUUACAAACAAAGAGGAACAAUACAUUAUGGAUCAAUGUUGGUGUAUGUAGAGCAGGUGAAGUUACUGAAGUCAAGUAGAUUCCAGUUUUUUAAUAAGAUGAAAUUUGGAAGAGAAACAAUCAGAGGCUUUUAGUUAGGCUUUCCACUCUUAUAGUUUUGCUUUUAUGAGAGAGACCAAUUUCUUGUUUUUACAUCUUUCUUUAGCCAUGACAAAAGAAUUGUUGCAAGUGAUUUAGAUAUAGCAACAAUUGAUUUAGAUAUAGUAAUAUGAUUUACCCAGCAGUUAUAUGAAGGAUUAUAUAUAAUAUGAUUUAGAUUCAA